Molecule: messenger RNA, 723 nt
Organism: Malassezia pachydermatis
Lineage: Eukaryota; Fungi; Basidiomycota; Malasseziomycetes; Malasseziales; Malasseziaceae
Product: dna polymerase subunit cdc27
Exons: 4
Coding region: 1-723 (240 amino acids)
Biological process (GO): DNA strand elongation involved in DNA replication; nucleotide-excision repair, DNA gap filling; DNA synthesis involved in UV-damage excision repair
Cellular component (GO): delta DNA polymerase complex; nucleus
Molecular function (GO): DNA-directed DNA polymerase activity
Source: RefSeq, a predicted model, not a curated record
AUGGACUACGACACGUUCCUCACGACGCGUCUCCUCCAUGACAAGCAGGCGGUCACCUACCGUCUAUUGAGCCGCGCGACGCAAACCCAUGUCGACCAAGCAAAAGCAGCCCUGCAGACGUUUUACGAGCAAUCGCGUGAUCAAGUCACCGCUGUGUACUUGGUCCAUGGCCAUACGAACGAGAAGGACAUGUCAUAUACCCUAGUUUCUGAAGACGCACUGCCUGCAGCGACGCGUGACGCCCUGACGUCGCCGACAUGGUUCGUGUAUGCAUUGCAGCCAGGCGCCCACGCCGCAGUCGAUGCGCCCUACCUCGCCAGCAUCCAGCAAGGCCUAGCACGCGAUCCAGCGUACGCGGCGCAGCGUGCGAACGGUCUCGCGGCCUUUGGCGCUGUGACAAAUACAUGGAGCAGCCGUGGCACAGCCGCACCGCCUCAGCCCAUGUCGGCCGCGACCGGCCCCGCCCCUGCCAGCACCGGUGCAGGUAAGAAACGACGCAAAGUCAUCAAGCAAGUGCGUAUCAAGAACGAGCGAGGCUACAUGGUCACCAAGGACGUGGAGACCUACGAAUCAGGCUCCGACGAGGACACGCCGUCCGUGAAACCCGCUGCAGCACCGACCACAGCAUCGACGCCGGCCGCGGCGGCGCCGGCCAAGCCCAAACGCAAGGGCACGGCGGCCAAGCAGCAGAAUCUCAUGAGCUUCUUCACGAAAAAGUCGUAG